CCAUAUUUCCAUGGUGUCCUGCUUUCAGUCGCCACUCCUAUCGCUUUUACUUUUCCUUGAGCUGUCGUUACCCGAGUGCUGCUGCAUUGCUGUAAGCACCACACACUAUUUGAUUACAUUUCGCCCAUACUCUCUCGUUUCUUCCAUUUCCUCUUUAUCAACCUCUUCAAGUCAGAAUUCGAUCACGAUAUCGUAAUAUACGUGGAUAUUCCAUCAAUUGUCUCAGCCGCUGCGAUCAUCCGACUUGUCUUAACCAUGAUUAGCACAGACAACGCCGGGAAUACCACCCCCAUAGGGAUGCACGAUUUGAAGAUUGAUCUGGAGAAGGCUGUAAAGCCAGAGUCUGAUCUCGGUGGCAAGACUAAGCGGAACACUAGAGGGCCAAUGACCGGCGACACUGGGCUAGGCAAUGCCACAAAGCUGAAAGACGAUGACCCCACUGAUGGCGGCGCCGCCGCAUGGCUGGUUGUAUUGGGAGCGUGGUGCUGCUCCUUCUCUAGCUCGGGCUGGAUAAACAGUGUGGGCAGCUUCCAACAGUAUUACGAGGUCGGACCUCUGAGAACCUACUCCAGCAGCACCAUUGCCUGGAUCCCUUCGCUCCAGAUAUUCUUCCUGUUCGCCUUGGGACCUAUCGUCGGCAUAUUAUUCGACAGGUACGGGCCGAGGCCGCUGAUAAUUGGCGGGACGAUUCUUCACGUCUUUGGGCUUAUGAUGGCCUCGUUGGCAACAACGUACUAUCAGUUCAUCUUGUCCCAGGGAGUGUGUAGUGCCAUGGGCGUUGCGUGUUUAUACUCACCAGCGCUGGCCUGCAUCACAACCUGGUUCUCCAAGAAGCGUGGAGCGGCCAUGGGCAUCAUGGUGACAGGAUCGUCAGUCGGCGGUGUCAUAUUCCCCAUCAUGAUCAGUCGUAUGAUCCAGAGUACCGGAUAUCCCUGGGCCAUGAGGACUGCGGCCUUUCUUAUACUCGGCCUGCAGAUCAUUGCAAUCUUUACAGUACGCCCGAAAGCAAUUCCCGUACCCAAGAAGAUGCCCGUUGGCCGCUUGGCUGCACCCUUUAAAGAGUUCCCGUUUCUCAUGUUGUUGCUGGGUAUUUUCGUCCUGACUUAUGGCAUAUUCAUCCCUAUCGACUAUUUGGCUGUGCAGGGUUUUCAGGAAGCACACAUGUCAGAGGAUAUGGCUCAAUACUUGGUGUCUAUCUUUAACGCCGCAAGUCUCUUCGGCCGUCUGGCCGCUGGUUAUGGCGCCGACGUAAUCGGACGAUGGAAUAUGUUCAUUAUCGCCUGUGCUCUUUCUGGGAUCUCCGAGUUCGCCGUCUGGAUCCCCGCUAAGAGCUCAUCCAUUACAAUUGGCUUCGCGAUCAUGUUCGGCUUCGCGUCAGGAGCCUUUAUAGGUCUUUCCGGCGCCCUUCCUGUCUCCGUGUCCCCACUGCCAGAAAUCGGCUACCGGCUAGGAAUAGUCUUUCUCGCCAUUGCAAUCCCAGCCCUCACUAUGGCACCAAUCGGUGGAGCCAUUUUGCAAAAUUCGACCAACGGCUGGCUGGACGUGAAGAUCUUUGGCGGUGUCAUGUGCCUCGUGGGGUCAGCGAUUAUUCUACUAUCGAGGUUACUCUAUACCGAGAAACGAAUUCUCAAGGUGUUUUAAGUGUGGAGGUAACACAUUUAUCAAGUUGACGGAACAUAUUCAAGGGCCCGCGGACUGAUCUGGGGCGGUAUGUUUCGACCUACAAUUAGAGAUACUUUGGUUCUUAGAAGAAUCAUUUUCAUCGGGUAACCGAAACGUUUGGUCUUGACUACGGUGUAUUAUUACUUACUAGAAGCCUUCUUGACUAUAACACGACUCAGUGAUGUAUGUACGGAACCUCGACAAUUUGUUGGGGGCCUUGCCCCGUCUCUGGAGCUCUCAACUGAUCUGCCUAAUGGAACUGAGCAUACGAAGG
Molecule: messenger RNA, 1936 nt
Organism: Truncatella angustata
Lineage: Eukaryota; Fungi; Ascomycota; Sordariomycetes; Amphisphaeriales; Sporocadaceae
Product: major facilitator superfamily domain-containing protein
Exons: 4
Coding region: 256-1641 (461 amino acids)
Biological process (GO): transmembrane transport
Cellular component (GO): fungal-type vacuole membrane
Molecular function (GO): transmembrane transporter activity
Source: RefSeq, a predicted model, not a curated record